Molecule: messenger RNA, 1177 nt
Organism: Polyodon spathula (Mississippi paddlefish)
Lineage: Eukaryota; Metazoa; Chordata; Actinopteri; Acipenseriformes; Polyodontidae
Product: carnosine synthase 1-like
Exons: 7
Coding region: 101-1177 (358 amino acids)
Biological process (GO): carnosine biosynthetic process
Molecular function (GO): ATP hydrolysis activity; carnosine synthase activity
Source: RefSeq, a predicted model, not a curated record
CCUCCCCUUCUCUCUCUCUCCUCUCUCUCUCUCUGUUUCUCACUCACUCACUCGUUUGGUCUCAGUCUAUUUGUCUUGUGCUCUGCAACUGGACUACAACAUGCUUUCCCUGGACCCCCACCCCUGUGAAUUUUCCCCUUUUGCAAAGGGCUCCCUGGACCCCCUCAUCAUCCCCCAGCCAGACCCCCAAGAGGGGGCGGGAGGGGCAGAGAGGGGCAAGGAGAGAGUGGGGCAGCUUUACAAACUCCUGCAAAACACUCUGCGUGAGGCGGGACUUCCUGAAACACGAGAUCGAACCAGAGAGCCAGCGAGAGUCGCCUCCAAUUCAGACAUCACCAUCUGUGUGCUGGGAUCCCCCCUGCCAUACCUCUCCCUGCUGCUAGAGGGAGGCAGAGAGGCCCCAGGUGACGUGCUCCUCUGCCUGUCUCCCUCCUGGCUUUCCCGCUCCCCCUCCCCUCUGCACCUGGGUUUCUCCUCCCUGUUCCUCCACCGGGGCAUCUCCUUCGAGCUGGGGGGCCGCACCUUCCUCGAGGACUUCUGCCCCCCCCGCCGCGUCACCUACCUGCUUCCUGUGGGCGGAGAGGAGGGGCAGGAUGUGACCCGGGAGGCAGACUGUCCCAUGGGCAGCUCCCCGAGGCUGGCGGAGCUGCUGGGAGACACGCUCCUGACUCGGGUUCUGCUGGAAAGGAACCGGGUCCGCUGCCCCCCCACCCUGGGGCUGGUGUACCGCCCCCCCCGCUCGUACCAGACCGUGGGCACCAGCGUCACCGCGGUCAGUCUGACGGAGAGGGAGGGGCAGGGGGAGCUGGUGCAGAGAGAGGUGCUCAAGUUUCUGGAGUCUCUGGCUAUGGAGCCGUACAGCAAGGUGGUGCUAAAGCCCAGCGGGGGGCGCUGGAUCAGGUCCCAGCGUCCGGUGCGGUUCCUGGAGAAGCGGGACUGCGAGGCGGUCCGGAGGGAGGUGUGCUCGCUGCUGCCCCUGCUGGAGGAAGGAGAAACCGCGCUGCUGGAGGCCUUCUGUCCCAUCAUGUCUCCAGUGUCUCCUGUCCUCACUCAGACCUGGGACACGUACAGAUGUAAGAGGAGGAGGAGGAGGAGGAGGGAGGGGGGGGGGAGGGAGGGGGGGGGGGGCGGGCGUCGGGCGUCUGCUUCCCAGACAUGUGAACGUCCCUCGUCCUGA